Molecule: messenger RNA, 1666 nt
Organism: Protobothrops mucrosquamatus (brown spotted pit viper)
Lineage: Eukaryota; Metazoa; Chordata; Lepidosauria; Squamata; Viperidae
Gene: ADSS1
Product: adenylosuccinate synthase like 1
Exons: 13
Coding region: 33-1448 (471 amino acids)
Biological process (GO): 'de novo' AMP biosynthetic process; IMP metabolic process
Cellular component (GO): cytoplasm
Molecular function (GO): adenylosuccinate synthase activity; GTP binding
Source: RefSeq, a predicted model, not a curated record
AGCUGCCUCGUAGCGGAAACUUGUUCGCCGCGAUGUCGGGCACCCGGGCGGCUGUGGCGGCGGCUGCUGCCGCCGCUGCUGCUUCCAACGAUCGCGCCUCUCGCCCUGCCGCCGGCGCUGCUAUCGGCGUCGGUUUGAAGCGGCUGCGAAGCGAGCCGGGCGGCAACCGUGUGACGGUAGUGCUGGGUGCUCAGUGGGGCGACGAAGGGAAAGGCAAAGUGGUGGAUCUCCUGGCCACCGAGGCCGACCUCAUCUGUAGGUGCCAGGGUGGAAAUAAUGCAGGUCAUACUGUCGUUGUUGAUGGGAAGGAAUACGAUUUUCAUCUCUUUCCUAGUGGUAUAAUUAAUCCUAAGGCUGUUUCUUUUAUUGGUAAUGGAGUGGUUAUACAUUUACCUGGCUUAUUUGAAGAAGCUGAAAAAAAUGAGAAGAAAGGAUUAAGAGACUGGGAGAAAAGGCUUAUAAUAUCAGACAGAGCACAUAUUGUGUUUGAUUUUCACCAAGCAGUUGAUGGACUUCAAGAAGUGCAGCGUCAAGCACAAGAGGGGAAAAACAUUGGCACAACAAAAAAAGGAAUUGGACCAACUUAUUCUUCCAAAGCUGCACGGACAGGACUUCGGAUUUGCGAUCUUCUUUCAGACUUCAGUGAAUUUUCAUCAAGAUUUAAAAAUUUGGCUCACCAGUACAAGUCAAUGUUUCCUUCUUUAGAAGUUGACAUAGAUGGGCAACUAAAAAAACUAAAGGGAUAUGCUGAAACAAUAAGACCAAUGGUCCAAGAUGGAGUUUAUUUUAUGUAUGAAGCACUACACGGCCCUUCUAAGAAAAUUCUGGUGGAGGGUGCCAAUGCAGCACUGCUUGAUAUUGAUUUCGGCACAUAUCCUUUUGUGACAUCAUCAAACUGCACUGUGGGUGGUGUAUGCACUGGGUUGGGCAUUCCUCCUCAGUAUAUUGGAGAAGUUUAUGGAGUAGUAAAAGCCUACACAACAAGAGUGGGAAUUGGAGCCUUUCCAACUGAACAAAUAAAUGAAAUUGGAGACCUUUUACAGUCACGAGGUCAUGAAUGGGGUGUGACUACAGGCAGGAAAAGACGUUGUGGCUGGCUAGAUCUUGUCAUUUUGAGAUACGCUCAUAUGAUCAACGGAUUUACUGCUUUGGCAUUGACAAAACUCGAUAUUCUGGAUGUCCUUGACGAAAUCAAAAUUGGUGUGGCCUACAGGCUAGAUGGGAAAAGAAUUCCAUACUUCCCAGCUAAUCAGGAAAUAUUGCAAAAAGUGGAAGUGGAAUAUGAAACAAUGCCAGGUUGGAAAACUGACACAACUAGUGCCAGAAAAUGGGAGGACCUUCCACCUAAGGCACAAAAUUACAUUAGAUUUGUGGAAAACCAUGUUGGUGUGUCAAUUAAAUGGGUUGGAGUUGGAAAAUCAAGAGAAUCAAUGAUCCAGCUCUUUUAAGGGCUCAUAGAAGAGCUGCAUUGAGAAAGGGUUCACCUAAUCUCUUCUGAUCCCAGACUAAGAUGAAGGAAGAUGCUUUCAAAAUCAAAAUAAUCUUUCUAGACUAUGAUUAGAAAAGAGCAUUGGCUCUUAUUUUAAAGUAUUAAAAUGGCUUGGAAACUACGUAAAAAUAAUUGGAGUGAAUUGGUUGAGGAGAAUCUUAAGAUGUAUAUACUACU